UCAGCGGACGCUCGCCGAGCACGCGCGCCGGCGUCGUGGUCGCGCACGUCGCGGUCGGUUUUUCAAGGCGGGGGCGCGGACGUGCGCGUCCCCGCGGAGUCUUUUGUGUGGCGGCGUAAGGGCAGCGCAAAUACAAUAACCAUGGCAGACGAGAAACCCAAGGAGGGAGUGAAGACCGAGAACAAUGACCACAUUAACCUGAAGGUGGCGGGACAGGAUGGCUCAGUGGUGCAGUUUAAGAUAAAGAGGCACACGCCGCUCAGCAAACUCAUGAAGGCGUACUGCGAGCGACAGGGACUGACGAUGAGGCAAAUCCGAUUCCGGUUUGAUGGCCAGCCCAUUAAUGAGACAGACACACCUGCACAGUUGGAAAUGGAGGAUGAAGACACAAUUGACGUUUUCCAGCAACAGACAGGAGGCUUCAUCUAAACGCAGAAACUACGCUGCCCUCCCCCUCCUCUCUCAGUUACUCCUGACUGCUGUUGUAUAGCGUGUUGAUGCUCUUUCAGCUUUGCAGUUACUGCUUUUUGUAUAUAAGUGAUUUCACACACACACACACACGCACACACACAAAUUAACAUGGCAGUGUGAAUGACGCUGUAAGAUCAGAAACCCAGAAUAGUUUUUUCCUCUCUCUCUCUCUCUCUCUCUCUCUCUCUCUCUGUCUCCCACUCUCUCUGGAAAGAAGUGACUACUUUGUGGUCGAGGUCUUUCUGCUGACCCGUCAUCUGAGUGGAGCGAUUAUUAUUUUAACAAUAUCUUGACACCAAACUUAAAGGGUGAGACCGGUUUUUUUUUUUUUUUAAACAACUUCAAAAGAUAUAAAAAAGUCCCUUUGUAUGAAACGAACACCUGAUGAAGUUUAGGUACUCUGUAAUACAGGACAUUCUCAUUAUUUUAGCUGCUUUUAUUUUUGUCAUAUUCUUUCUGGCAAAUUGGUUUUUAUUAUUAUAAUAGUCAUUAUUAUUAUUAUUAUUAUUAUUAUUAUUAAUUGGCAGUAGACACGUAAAGUGAAACAAGCCCCGCAUUCAGUAGCUAAAUUGUGAAUAAGGAUAUUAAGUCCUGAUAUUUCUGUCAAGUUAAGCAUCUGUAUUGUCUAAUAAAUAAUUUGUUAAAAUAAAGAAAAACUCUUUUUACCUCA
Messenger RNA from Clarias gariepinus (North African catfish), 1141 nucleotides. RefSeq names its product small ubiquitin-related modifier 2. Gene Ontology annotation, biological process: protein sumoylation. Gene Ontology annotation, molecular function: protein tag activity; ubiquitin-like protein ligase binding. Gene Ontology annotation, cellular component: nucleus. The record is from RefSeq and is a predicted model, not a curated record. The transcript has 4 exons. Lineage: Eukaryota; Metazoa; Chordata; Actinopteri; Siluriformes; Clariidae. The coding region runs from base 142 to 429 and encodes 95 amino acids.